Molecule: messenger RNA, 642 nt
Organism: Sphaerodactylus townsendi
Lineage: Eukaryota; Metazoa; Chordata; Lepidosauria; Squamata; Sphaerodactylidae
Gene: SMIM22
Product: small integral membrane protein 22
Exons: 4
Coding region: 155-424 (89 amino acids)
Biological process (GO): regulation of cell population proliferation
Source: RefSeq, a predicted model, not a curated record
CCGCCCUGGGUUCUUGGAGCAAACAGGAACAAGGAAGUUGAAGGAGCUUCAGAAAAAACAGAAGAGAGUUGCAGAAAGCAAAGGAAAGGAGCAAAAGGCGUUCCUGCGGCAGAGCUACUGGAACGUUUGGGAGAACUCCACGGGUGGACCGGACAUGGGGUCGCCAGGCCAAGACUUCGGUCAAGAACUGAGCAACCAGAUCAACGAUGUCCUGAACAGACUGGAAACCAAGGAGAUGUUCCAGACUGACUGGGAUAUCGCAGCUUUCGCCAUUUUCUUCAUUUUCAUUGGGGCAGUUCUCUCUUUGGUCCUCCUUGUUCUGAUCCGCUGCUUCUGCUGCUGCUGCUGCGAUUGUGAGCACACGGCGUCGUAUCACAAGGCUCCCAGAAAAGUUGGCGUUGAUAACCAGGCCAUGGAACCUUGAAGAGCAGCCGGGACAAAUCAUGUAAGCGACAGGAAAGAAACAGGGCAGCUCCCCGGGGGUCCUGCACUGAGACUGUUUCUAAGCUGGAUUUCACCUCUCGCACCUGAUGACGAGUGUGACUUGGGGGCCUUUGGCACCGGGGGGUUCACUCUCUGACUGUGGCAGUCCUUUACCUGUGCUCAUUUUUUCUCAGUUGCAUUAAACUCUGGAGAAACAGA